Molecule: messenger RNA, 3258 nt
Organism: Syngnathoides biaculeatus (alligator pipefish)
Lineage: Eukaryota; Metazoa; Chordata; Actinopteri; Syngnathiformes; Syngnathidae
Gene: tab1
Product: TGF-beta activated kinase 1/MAP3K7 binding protein 1
Exons: 11
Coding region: 293-1777 (494 amino acids)
Biological process (GO): protein dephosphorylation
Cellular component (GO): cytosol
Molecular function (GO): protein serine/threonine phosphatase activity
Source: RefSeq, a predicted model, not a curated record
AGUCUACACGUGAGGCAAAUUAGAUUUUCAUGUGGAAAGUAAAACUGAGUGUGGUGGUGUGACCUUACUGAGCAAUCGGAAAUUAUAAACUCCAAUUCUUCAAACGCUAUGGGGUUUAUACAUCGCCUUAAAACAUGACAAGACUCGUUUAAAACGCUCCUCAAUACGUUUCAAAAGAUAUAAUGAAAAUAAAUCAUGGUAUUUCAUACUUUAUCUUUUGUAUUCUUAAAAAAAAACGAGUUGAACGCGGCCAUCGACAGAUGUACCUGAAUACAACCUUCCCACUUCCAAUAUGGCGGUCCAACGAAGGAAUUUAAUGCAGAGUCAUCAGAGUUGGACGGACGACCUUCCUCUAUGCCAACUCUGCGGCGUUGGAACUGCACCCAAUUGCGUGUACGGCACAGAUGGCAAAGGCACGCAGAGCCACCCGAAUGAGGACACACACCUCCGCUUCAGGAGCGAGGACGGCUGUUCCCUGUAUGGCGUAUUCAAUGGCUACGAUGGCAGCCGAGUGGCCAGUUUUGCUUCACAGUGUCUUACAGCUGAACUUCUGCUGGAGCAUCUUAGCUCCGACCACUCGGACACUGACGUCCACAGGAUUCUAACACAGGCUUUUGAAGCGGUGGAGAAGAGCUACUUGCAUACUAUCGACGACGCUUUGGCUGAAAAAGCUAACCUUUCUGGCUACAUGCUACCACACAGCGAGAAGGUGCAGGAGAGAUUGAAGGAGUUGGAGCAGGAGGUUUCAGGAGGAGCCACGGCUAUUGUGGCGCUCAUUCUCAACAACAAGCUCUACAUAGCCAAUGUUGGGACCAACCGGGCUCUGCUGUGCAAAACUACCACCGAUGGCCAGAACCAGUUCUUUCAGCUAGGCCAACCUCACAGCACCAAUAAUGAGGACGAGCUGAAGAGACUGGCCGGGCUGGGAUUGGAUUCAGCCCGUGUGAGGCAGUCAGGCCAGAUCGCUGGGCAGAUCAGCACCAGGAGGCUUGGAGACUACCGUGUCAAAAUUAACUACAACGAAAUUGACUUGCUCAGAGCCGCCAAAACGAGGCCAAUCAUCGCUGAGCCAGAGAUCCACGGCAACCAGUCAUUGGAUAGCGUGACAGGCUUUCUGCUGCUCAUGUCGGAAGGACUCAUUGAUGCCCUGGAGUGUGCGCACGGGCCCGAACAAGUCAACAAGGAAAUUGUUGCCAUGGUUGCAGCUGAGCUGGCGCAGCAGACCACAUUGGAGGCAGCAGCCCAGUCGGUGGUGGACCGCGUCAAACGGCUACACCAUGACGUCUACACGUCAGGCCGGCAGAGGGCCACCUUGUGCUCCCGUCACGAGGACAUGACCCUGCUCAUCCGCACGCUCAACUACCCGCUGGCGGAUGGAGUCCUCACACCCACACAAGGUGGCCGCAUCUACCCGGUAUCGGUGCCCUACUCCAACAGCCAGAGUACCAGUAAAACCAGUGUCACACUCUCGCUGGUCAUGCCCUCUCAGAGCACCCUAACCAACGGCACCAACACGGCUUCCACCCUGGAGGAGGGAACCCCCACGCCUGGUAGCCAGAGCCCCACGGCCACGCUGCAGUCCACCAACACGCAGACGCAGAGCUCCAGCUCCAGCUCAGGGGACGGGAGUCUGUUUCGCCAGCGAGGCAGUCAGGCGGCACAACCCGAUGAGACGGGACUCGUGCCACCCUACGUGGACUUCACGCAGUUCUAUCGCCUGUGGGGAAGCGAGCACGGUGAUGGACAGAUUGCUCAGGGUGCCCUGGGACCCCAGUGAGACCAACGCGGUGGGGACUUUUACCUGCUGACCCCUACCUUUUUCCAUGGAAGUGAAACGCCAGUGCAAAAUGACGAGGAAGCCUUUGCGGACUGUAUAAUCCUCACUUGCUGCCGUGUUUGGAUUCUUUCACAGUUUAAUCCUCAUGGUUGGGGCUGGUGCUUGCUUUCCAUGGCCUAUAAGUGUCUUGGGACGCUUUCAUCUCUGCCGGUGAAGCCUUUGAGGGUUCAAAAUGACCCAUAAAGGACAAAAAUGUCACUUCAUGAGGUACACCAUCUCAAGGAGAUUGAAAAGUAAACAAAUCUGACUUUGCAUAAAAAAUCAGACAUUAAAAAAAUGGUUCAUUUUCGGUUAAGGAUCAUUGACCGCUGUUAGCCGGUACUUCGUGGUAUCAGGUGCUUAUUAAGGCUGUCGAUACCAGCCAGUGGACCUUUUCGACCUGUCAAUCAUUCGUACAAUAAUAGCCAAUCAGAUAGCCACAUUGUCUUAACCCCUGACUUGACCCGCCCCUCUUGUUGUCAUGUCCCACAAGCAAUGCUCGUUAUCGGUCGCGCGCGCUUGGAAAAGUUAAUGUCACGAACCAAAUAGUCCUGAGAUGCGCUUGGGGAAUGUGCAAUUCUGAUGAAAGAUAUCCGGCUAGGUUACAAGGGGCCCGGUUGAUUCAUUUUCCAAAGCUUAAAACACAGUUGACGAAGUGUCUACGAUGGGUUAAGACUUGCGCAAGAGAGCACGUACAACUAAAUGUAGACAAUAUCAACAAACACAAGGUUGUAUGUUCUAAGGUAAGUGAGGGAGAAGUAUCUUCUCUGAGUUUGAAUUAUUAUCAGUACUUUAUACAUAGCAGGAGGACAACUUUCACUUUGUUAGUGUAUCACUGACCUGCUGAAUGAAGCGUGUCAUGUUUUAUACCGAAGAGUUGGGUUAGUGAUACGUAAAUGCGCCACGUCAUGCAAGAGUAAUGUCUAUUUGUCUAUUUGUAUCGCAUCGGACUUUUAAAACAGGGCACUGGGUUCACAAGUCUGACUCAUUUGACAAAAAACAUACCCCAAUAUUAUCUUCAAUACGCCGAAGAGAAUCCAGUUCAAACCUGUUAUGUUCAGUUGCCAUUUUGGAAGAUUGUAAGGCAUGGCAACUGUAGCUUGGGGGAGGGGGGGGGGGGGCAGAGCUGAAGAUCGCCAGUUGGAAAGGUCCAUGAUCCUUUAGGCAAAAAAAGAUUUGACAUCGAGUAAGUCCUCCUUACAAGUAAUUGGCACAAGACUGCGACAGUUUGACACAUUAGCAAAUCAUUGUGUGUCAGAAAGAAAGAAAGAGAGGUCUUUAUUUCAAAUUUUAUCUAUCAAAAAUACUAGUGGUAUCAGUGAGUAUUCAAGAGUAAUCUUACUGGUAUUGGUUUGAAAAACUGGUAUUGAGCAUUCCUAGUUUUGAUUAAUUGAAAAAAAAAAUGCAUUGUCCAGUGUUUCGAAUGAUUUGACCUACUGAAA